ACCAUAACACAACUACAAGAAACAAAUAUUCUUUUAAUAUAAUACUUAUUUAUUAAAAGUAUUUGAAAUUAAGCAUUUGUGAGUUGUGUGCAUAUUUUCAUCUUCUUAAUUCUAUUCAAUAUUUAAUUUCUUCUUCACUUUUAAACUCAUUAAGAAAAAAAAAUGGGAUUUGAGAUUGCAAAGACCAACUCAAUCUUGUCAAAGCUGGCUACUAAUGAAGAACAUGGCGAAAACUCGCCAUAUUUUGAUGGGUGGAAAGCAUACGAUAGCAAUCCUUUCCACCCUUUAAAGAACCCUAAUGGAGUUAUCCAAAUGGGUCUUGCUGAAAAUCAGCUUUGUUUCGACUUGAUAGAAGACUGGAUUAAGCGAAACCCAAAAGCUUCCAUUUGUUCCACUGAAGGAAUGAAAUCAUUCAAGGCAAUAGCCAACUUUCAAGAUUAUCAUGGCUUGCCUGAAUUCAGAAGAGCUAUUGCGAAGUUUAUGGAGAAAACAAGAGGAGGAAGAGUUAGAUUUGAUCCAGAAAGAGUUGUUAUGGCUGGUGGUGCCACUGGAGCCAAUGAGACAAUUAUAUUUUGUUUGGCUAAUCCAGGCGAUGCAUUUUUAGUACCUUCACCAUACUACCCAGCAUUUAACAGAGAUCUAAGAUGGAGAACUGGAGUACAACUCCUUCCAAUUCAUUGUGAGAGCUCCAACAAUUUCAAAAUUACCGCAAAAGCAGUAAAAGAAGCAUAUGAAAAGGCACAAAAGUCAAACAUCAGAGUAAAAGGCUUGAUUUUGACCAACCCAUCAAAUCCAUUGGGCACUACUUUGGACAUAGACACAUUAAAAAGCCUCUUGAACUUCACCAACCAACACAACAUCCACCUUGUUUGUGACGAAAUUUAUGCAGCCACCGUCUUUGACACGCCUCAAUUCGUCAGCAUAGCUGAAGUCCUCGACGAUAAGGAAAUGAAUUAUUGCAACAAAGAUUUGGUUCACAUCGUCUACAGUUUAUCGAAAGACAUGGGAUUACCUGGAUUUAGAAUUGGAAUUGUAUAUUCUUUCAACGAUGAUGUCGUUAAUUGUGCUCGAAAAAUGUCGAGUUUCGGCUUAAUUUCUACUCAGACGCAAUAUUUUUUGGCCGCAAUGCUAUCGGACGAAAAAUUCGUGGCAAAUUUUCUGACAGAAAGUGCGAUGAGAUUAGGUAAAAGGCACAGACACUUUACCAACGGACUUGAAGAAGUGGGCAUUAAAUGUUUGAAAAAUAAUGCGGGGCUAUUCUGCUGGAUGGAUUUGCGUCCGCUUUUAAGGGAAUCGACAUUCGAUUCGGAAAUGUCGUUAUGGAGAGUGAUUAUAAACGACGUGAAGCUCAACGUAUCGCCAGGAUCUUCGUUUGAAUGUCAAGAGCCAGGAUGGUUCCGAGUUUGUUUUGCGAACAUGGAUGAUGGAACUGUGGAUAUCGCGCUCGCGAGGAUUCGGAGGUUCGUGGGUGUUAAGAAAAUUGGAGAUGAAUCGAACGCAAUGGAAAAGAAGCAUCAAUGGAAAAAGAAUAAUUUACGACUUAGUUUUUCGAAAAGAAUGUAUGAUGAAAAUGUUUUGUCACCACUUUCGUCUCCUAUUCCUCCCUUACCACUAGUUCGCUAGGACUUAAGUAAGGGAAGAAUUAAUUUAUGUUUCUUUAUAUUUGAAAAAAGAAAUAGUAAGAAUAAGAUAGAAAGGAAAAGAAAAUAAGAAUGUAGGAGGAGGAAUGUAUUCAGAAAUAACUGUUAGUGUAUGUAUUGACUACACUGAUCUACGUACAUUGACAUCAUAAAUUUGUCUAACUAAUGAAAUGCAAAAAUUAAAGUUGUAUUAUGACUCUUAGA
Solanum dulcamara is the source of this 1844-nucleotide messenger RNA. Its product is annotated as 1-aminocyclopropane-1-carboxylate synthase 2. The record is from RefSeq and is a predicted model, not a curated record. Bases 163 to 1623 code for a protein of 486 amino acids. Gene Ontology annotation, molecular function: transaminase activity; pyridoxal phosphate binding. Gene Ontology annotation, biological process: biosynthetic process; amino acid metabolic process. The transcript has 4 exons. NCBI's taxonomy places the organism in Eukaryota, Viridiplantae, Streptophyta, Magnoliopsida, Solanales, Solanaceae.